AUGAAUCAUUCUACUACUGAUAGAGAUGCUUAUUUACAAUUAGGCAAAUCAUUAAAUGAACAACAUUCAAAUCAAUUAUCUACACAAUUACAAGUAUUUCAAUCGGCAUUAAUAAAUUUUGCUAAUGAUCAUGGUGAUGAAAUAUCUCUGAAUUUAGAAUUUAAAAAUAAAUUCACACAAAUUGUACAACUGAUAGGUAUUGACCCAUUAGAUUUAUUAUUAUAUACUUCACAAAACAACAACAACAGUACUAACAAAAGGAGCAAUGUUGUUACAACAAAUUUUGGGGUUGCUCUAGCGGUGAAAAUUAUUGAAAUAUGUCAACAAACUCGAGAUUUGAAUGGAGGAUUGAUAUCAUUAAAAGAAUUAAUUUCUACAUUGCAAAGUUCUUGUGAAACUGAAGGAAUAUCAUUAAUUAUCCUGGAAGAAGAUAUUGAAACUUCUUUAAAUAAUUUAAACAGUUUAGGGAAAGGUUAUGAAAUAUUGAUUAUAAAUGGGAAAAAAUGGUUAAAAUUUUCAUCGACGGAAAACUUAUCUAAUGAUCAAUUGAAAAUUUAUGAACUUUGCGAAUUUAUGGGAGGAUAUGUUACCUAUAGAUUAUUAAGAGAUAAUUAUGGUUGGGAUAAAGUGCGAUGUAAAACUGUCAUUGAUGAGAUGAUCAUGAAUGGGUUUUUAUGGGUGGAUUCACAAGAUAAUGGUGAAUGGCAAUAUUGGGAACCAUCUUGGAUAUCCAAUUAA
Messenger RNA from Candida dubliniensis CD36, 738 nucleotides. RefSeq names its product ESCRT-II subunit protein (gene VPS22). Lineage: Eukaryota; Fungi; Ascomycota; Pichiomycetes; Serinales; Debaryomycetaceae. Gene Ontology annotation, biological process: protein transport to vacuole involved in ubiquitin-dependent protein catabolic process via the multivesicular body sorting pathway. Bases 1 to 738 code for a protein of 245 amino acids. Gene Ontology annotation, cellular component: ESCRT II complex. The transcript has a single exon. The record is from RefSeq and is a predicted model, not a curated record.